Molecule: messenger RNA, 1589 nt
Organism: Sinocyclocheilus anshuiensis
Lineage: Eukaryota; Metazoa; Chordata; Actinopteri; Cypriniformes; Cyprinidae
Product: N-alpha-acetyltransferase 30-like
Exons: 4
Coding region: 298-1404 (368 amino acids)
Biological process (GO): N-terminal peptidyl-methionine acetylation
Cellular component (GO): NatC complex
Molecular function (GO): protein-N-terminal amino-acid acetyltransferase activity
Source: RefSeq, a predicted model, not a curated record
AAAAAAGCCGUUUGGAAUUUGCCCAAUAUAUUAAAAACUCAAUUCCCCAGCAUCCUUUACUGCAACGCGCCGACAUAGUGUCGUAAAUCAUCCGCCCUGCUUUACGGCAGAUAAUAGGCCAGUGUGGAGUGAAUUGAGUAAUGGCAGGAACAGACACGAGAUAGUCCACGAACUUUACGUUAUUUUUACAUUUAUCAGGUACCAGCAGCCGGACGCACGUCUGUGUUCGUCGUCGUUCGCUGUGAGAGACUGAUUCCGACCCGUUUUUCUGUCAUCAUAGUAACUGUAUGCAGUGGAAUGGCUGAAGUGCCGCCUGGGCCUAACACACUGCCUUCAUCCCCGAGCGAGAUCACACCACUGCCCGUGGACGGGUGCACCUUACUGGGCACCGAUGAGGGACGGGACAUCAUCAGCCCCGGCCCGGGACACCAGCACGCUAGCAACCACAAGGCGAUAGUCAAAUCCAACCAGAACAACGUGCAUCCUAAUGCAUCAGCCGCCCAGUUCCACACAGCCCAGCUGAACGGGGUCCAGUGCAACCACACUCGCCUCCAGAACCACGUCCAACAACACCGGCCGUCCGACAAUCAAAACGCCGCUUCCGAUCACCACUUGGACGGCAUCUGCGAGACGCAGAGCGAUCACACGGAAAACAACAAUUUCACGAGAAAUAAACGAUGCAGUGAUAUAUCGCAGAGCCAGUCGCCGCCGAACAACGGGAUAAACUGCACUGAUAGCAUGGCGAUAACGGAGAGCAGUUCGUGUCGACUGGAGAACAAUGUAAGUAGCAGGACUGGUUCGGGGGAUCAGGCUCGAGUGGCUGCGGCAGCGCUGAUGGACGGGGCUGAGUCAGGCCCAGGCCCGCAGCGCGCUGGAGUAGAUCAGGCGGCGGCUGACAGCGCUCCGGUGGCGGGGAUGUCGAGACUAGCGCUGGAGGAGCACGACGACUCCAUCCGAUACGUGAGAUACGAGUCUGAGCUCCAGAUGCCCGAUAUCAUCCGACUCAUAACUAAAGACUUAUCUGAGCCCUACUCCAUUUACACCUAUAGGUACUUUAUUCACAGCUGGCCUCAGCUCUGCUUUCUGGCGAUGGUUGAGAAGGACUGUGUCGGUGCCAUUGUGUGUAAGCUAGACAUGCAUAAGAAGAUGUUCCGUCGCGGAUACAUCGCCAUGCUCGCUGUGGACUCCAAAUUUCGCAGGAAAGGCAUCGGCACCAACCUUGUGAAAAAGGCCAUUUAUGCUAUGGUGGAGGGAGAUUGUGAUGAGGUGGUGCUAGAGACGGAAAUCACCAACAAAUCAGCCCUGAAACUCUAUGAGAACCUGGGCUUUGUCAGGGACAAGAGGCUGUUUAGAUAUUAUUUAAACGGAGUGGACGCACUUCGGCUCAAACUCUGGCUUCGCUAAAAUCAAACUACGGGGUCCCUCAACUCUUUCUCCAUCCCUUUGGCCUACUCUUCCUCCGCCCCUGUCCUCCGGCUCAGAUCACAUGACUUCCCAUCAAUAGAAAGGACACUCGACCUCUGCUGAGCCACAAAGGGCAAACUCUGAGGGAAAAUUCAACCAAUCAUAAUAAAGUGUUUUAAGAACUU